Molecule: messenger RNA, 266 nt
Organism: Mustela lutreola (European mink)
Lineage: Eukaryota; Metazoa; Chordata; Mammalia; Carnivora; Mustelidae
Product: ATP synthase subunit f, mitochondrial-like
Exons: 1
Coding region: 9-266 (85 amino acids)
Biological process (GO): proton motive force-driven mitochondrial ATP synthesis
Molecular function (GO): proton-transporting ATP synthase activity, rotational mechanism
Source: RefSeq, a predicted model, not a curated record
ACUCCAAGAUGGUGUCAGUCAUACCAGUGAAGGAGAAGAAGCUCAUGGAUGUGAAACUAGGAGAGCUGCCCAGCUGGAUACUGAUGCAGGAUUUCACCCCUAAAGGCACUUUUGGCGCAUUUCAAAGAAGUUACUACCGGUAUUACAAGUAUGUCAAGGUGAAGAAAAGGGGCAUCGCCGGGGUUUCUAUGGUGCUGGCAGCUUAUGUGGUUUUCAACUACCUUCCUUGUUACAAGGGACUCAAGCAUGAACAGAUACAAAAGUAG